AUGCCGUUGUGCAUGUCGCAUCGCACCAUUACGCUUAAUUUCAGGGAUAUUGAAUUGGAUCACACAUGGGAUAUUGAUUCGCUUCCCUGGGAGUUAUUCCAUCACCCAUCCAAGAAAAAAUUCUACUACAGUUCUGUCACCUCUCUUGACACUGAGCUGCUUGAAGCUAUACAGCCACAUAUCGCAGACAUAUCUAUUGGCAAACCAGAUGAGGUGCGGAAGAUCCACCAAAGCUCAGCAACUGCUUUCCUAUAUCUCUUUCUCUCCCUCAGCUCCCCACAGACUCAUGCCGCGGUGUACACACUACGAUCAACCAUCCCCAUUGGUGCUGGAUUAGGGAGCAGUGCUAGUAUAGCUGUCUGUCUUAGCGCAGCUCUUUUGUUACAGAUACGUAUUCUAGCAGGUCCACAUCAAGAUCAGCUGCCUGAAGAGGCAGAAACCCAGAUUGAGCGAAUAAACAAGUGGGCGUUCGUUGGUGAAAUGUGCAUACAUGGCAACCCCAGUGGUGUGGAUAAUACUGUGUCAGCUGGCGGGAAAGCCGUCAUAUUUAGAAGAGGAGAUUAUUCCAAACCGCCCUCCGUGACUCCCAUACUUGAUUUCCCCGAACUUCCUCUCCUCCUUGUUAAUUCGCGCCAGCCACGGUCCACUUCAGUUGAGGUCGCGAAAGUUGCCAACUUUUGCAAAGCACACCCUGCCGUUUCUGAAUCGAUCCUCGAAGCCAUAGAUCAGGUUACGGAAUCUGCCAGCAACCUCAUCCAGUCCGGGCGCUUUGAUAAAAGCUCCAGCGAGGCGAUCGAUCACUUUGGCGAGCUAUUCCGCAUCAACCAUGGCCUCCUCGUUUCACUCGGAGUAUCUCAUCCCCGCCUUGAGCGCAUCCGAGAAUUAGUUGACCACACUGGCUCAGGCUGGACGAAACUUACAGGUGCUGGCGGCGGUGGUUGCGCGAUAACAUUGCUGAGAACAAACACAGACCCAGCAGCAUUGAAGCGCCUAGAAAAAACACUAGACGACGAAGGAUUUGAGCGUUAUGAAACCAUUCUGGGUGGCCAUGGUAUUGGAGUGCUGUGGCCUGCUGUACUGAAGAAUGGAACGGACGAGGAAGGUGGGGAGGAGAUUGACCAACAAAAAUUCGAGAAUGCGGUUGGGAACGCUGGGAUUGAACGUUUAGUGGGUGUGGGUGGGCAUGAGAAGCGAGAGGGCUGGAAAUUCUGGAAGCGUGGAAGUAAUGCGAACUAG
Messenger RNA from Histoplasma mississippiense, 1236 nucleotides. RefSeq lists its product as hypothetical. Gene Ontology annotation, molecular function: ATP binding; mevalonate kinase activity. Gene Ontology annotation, biological process: isoprenoid biosynthetic process; ergosterol biosynthetic process. The coding region runs from base 1 to 1236 and encodes 411 amino acids. Lineage: Eukaryota; Fungi; Ascomycota; Eurotiomycetes; Onygenales; Ajellomycetaceae. Gene Ontology annotation, cellular component: cytoplasm. The transcript is spliced from 2 exons. The record is from RefSeq and is a predicted model, not a curated record.